CGCCUUUCUCCACCCCGUUGCUCUCCAUUACCGUCUGUCUUAUUCUCAGAUUCUUCCUAACUUGUGUUUGGUCACAGAGAAACCGUCGGAAGAAAAAAAAGAAAAAUCACAAUCCUUGGACCUUCAUUUCGUUUUCCCAUUUUUUUCUCAACAACUAAAUGGGCCUUAGGUUUUCAUCGCCUAAAUUAUUCGAAGUUCUAACUCUUUCACACGUCUUCUAGCUCUCAAAGUUCCUGCCGGCGAUACACUUUGUUUUGGUCAUAUGCUUUUGGACUUUAUCCCAGAGGUCUAGGGUUUUAUAGCGAGUCUGUGGUCAAUUGAAUUGAUAACUCGAAGCUAUGGAUUCUGUGGAUUCUCGCGACGAAGAAUCACCACUCGUUGUUUCCGACUCGCAGAGUAAAACCCUACAGAACCAUACUAGAGAUGUUCAUAUUUUGAGUUGUUCCUUCUUAUUGAUCUUUCUUGCUUAUGGAGCUACUCAGAAUCUGGAGAGUUCUGUCAACACUGACGAAGAUUUGGGAACUAUUGCGCUGGGGAUAUUGUAUCUAUCCUUCACCAUUUUCUCUUUAAUUGCUUCCUUGGUGGUACGGAUGAUGGGGUCAAAGAAUGCUCUGAUUCUUGGGACUACUGGUUACUGGUUAUUCAUGGCUGCAAAUUUGAAACCAAGAUGGUCCACAAUGGUUCCGGCUUCUGUAUACCUUGGUUUUACUGCUUCAGUGAUAUGGGUUGGACAGGGGACAUAUCUCACUGCCACUGCUCGUAGUCAUGCAAAUGACAAUAACUUACAUGAAGGAACAGUAAUUGGUAACUUCAAUGGGGAGUUUUGGGGAAUGUUUGCCAGCCACCAGUUUGCUGGAAAUCUUAUCACUCUUGCUCUAUUGAAAGAUGGAAAGAAGGGAAGUGCUGGAGGGACAACCUUAUUAUUCAUUGUGUUCCUUUGUAGCAUGACCUUAGGCACCAUACUCAUGUGGUUCUUACGCAGAAGGGAUAAUAAAGGAGAGGAGGGAUCACUGGAACCUGCUGUUGGUUUCUACUCUUAUGCAGUGUCUCUGUCGAAGUCAGUUAUCACUCCAUUGUUUGAUGUCCGGAUGCUAUUGAUCAUCCCCCUCUUUGUCUAUUCGGGCUUACAACAAGCAUUUGUAUGGGCUGAAUUCACCAAAUAUAUAGUAACUCCCGCACUUGGAGUGUCUGGUGUGGGUGGAUCAAUGGCAGUAUUUGGCGCUUUUGAUGCAAUUUGUUCACUGGCUGCUGGUCGACUCACGUCUGGUCUAUUGUCAAUCACUUGGAUAGUUUCAGGCGGAGCUUUUGCUCAGGUUAUUGUGCUGCUCUGGAUUCUACUGAAAUACAGGGUAACUAGUGGAGUGCUUGGCACAAUAUACCCACUUCUCAUGGCGGCCAUAUGGGGCAUUGGUGAUGGAGUCUUCAAUACACAGAUUAAUGCUUUGAUUGGGAUUCUCUUCAAGAGUGAUACGGAAGGAGCAUUUGCACAAUACAAGGUGUGGCAGAGUGCUUCAAUUUCAGCUGUCUUUUUCCUGAGCCCAUACAUCUCACUGCAAGCCAUGUUGGUGGUGAUGCUUGCUUCACUCUUCACUGCAUUCUCUGCCUUUCUCUUUUUAACUCAUAAGGUAGAGAGAGCAUUCUCCUCUUCUACUUCUCCACAGGUAGCAAGCUAAUAUGUAAUGAAUGUUACUUCCAAAGUGAUGUAUGCGCUUUUGUGUUAUGCAAGGAGUGUGGCCUAUUAUUCUGUA
This is a messenger RNA of Vitis riparia (riverbank grape), 1748 nucleotides long. RefSeq names its product UNC93-like protein 3. The transcript is spliced from 10 exons. The record is from RefSeq and is a predicted model, not a curated record. Lineage: Eukaryota; Viridiplantae; Streptophyta; Magnoliopsida; Vitales; Vitaceae. Gene Ontology annotation, biological process: potassium ion homeostasis. Bases 339 to 1673 code for a protein of 444 amino acids.